Messenger RNA from Larimichthys crocea (large yellow croaker), 3021 nucleotides. RefSeq names its product copine II (gene cpne2). Gene Ontology annotation, molecular function: calcium-dependent phospholipid binding. The transcript has 17 exons. Gene Ontology annotation, cellular component: plasma membrane. The record is from RefSeq and is a predicted model, not a curated record. Lineage: Eukaryota; Metazoa; Chordata; Actinopteri; Sciaenidae. The coding region runs from base 308 to 1951 and encodes 547 amino acids. Gene Ontology annotation, biological process: cellular response to calcium ion.
CAGGUAAAUUCCGCGCGCUUCAUUGUGAGCUCCGCGCGUCACCAGAUGGAGAAACCAGUCCCGGUGUGUGCACGAGGAUGAAUUACAGUGUCGCGCCUCUCGAGAGACUCCGGAUCAAAAUGUCAACUUCAGUUUUCACUCUGUAGGAAAAAUAAAACAACAACAACAACAACAAAAUAAAAGAAACUGCGCGGGAUUUAUUUCUCCUCACUUCAUCCAACAAACUGUCAAGUGGAGAAGCGGAGAGGAAGAAGUUGUCCGUGAUUUUACUGAAUUCGCUGAGGGUGCUUCGUCGUGACCUCAGACCAUGGCCUACACUCUAGGCUCGACCACUGAGGGCCAGACACGCAGUGUUGCACCUCAACACUGCGUCACUCGGGUGGAGCUGUCCGUGACCGCGACCAGCCUGCUGGACCGAGAUGUAGCCUCUAAGUCGGACCCGUUCUGUGUUCUCUUCCAUGAAGUGGAUGGAAACUGGGUGGAGCUUGGCCGCACUGAAACAGCUGUGAACAACUUGAACCCGGUGUUUGGAGUGAAGUUUCAGGUGGACUACCACUUUGAGGAGAUCCAGAAGCUUCGCUUUGCCAUGUUCGAUGAAGACAAGUGUGCCACGCAGCUCUACGAGCACGACUUCCUGGGAGAGUUCAUUUGUACACUGGGAGUGAUCGUGUCCAAUAAGAAACUUCACAGACCGCUGAUCUUAGCCAAUGGGAAGCCAGCUGGCAAAGGAUCCAUUAUGAUAACCGCUCAGGAGCUGUCUGACAACAGAAUCAUCACUUUGACCCUGAGUGGGCGUAAACUGGAUAAGAAGGACUUUUUCGGGAAAUCAGACCCCUACCUGGAGUUUCACAAGCAGGGAGAAGACGGCAAAUGGAUGCUGGUGCACAGGACAGAGGUCAUAAAGAACACUUUAGAUCCAGCGUGGAAACCCUUCACUGUGCCGCUUAUUUCUCUCUGCAAUGGAGAUGUGGACAGAAACAUCAAGGUCCUGUGUUAUGACUACGAUAAUGAUGGAGGACACGACUUCAUAGGAGAGUUUCAAACGACGGUUGCCAAGAUGAGCGAAGCCCAGAACUCAGUGGAGGUGGAGUUUGACUGCAUCAAUCCCAAGAAACAGAAGAAGAAGAAGAAUUAUAAAAACUCUGGAAUUAUCAUUGUCAAGUUAUGUAAGAUUACAAGAGACUACACUUUUCUGGAUUACAUACUGGGAGGAUGCCAGCUCAUGUUUACAGUCGGUAUAGAUUUCACAGCAUCUAAUGGGAACCCUCGAGAGCCGUCUUCCCUCCACUACAUCAACCCGCUGGGCAGCAACGAGUACCUCGCUGCCAUUUUAGCCGUGGGACAAAUAAUACAGGACUACGAUACCGACAAAAUGUUUCCUGCUCUGGGAUUUGGAGCCCAACUCCCACCAGACUGGAAGGUGUCACACGAGUUUGCGAUCAACUUCAACCCCACGAACCCGUUCUGUUCAGGGGUGGAGGGUAUCGCCCAAGCCUACUCCGCCUGUCUCCCUCACAUUCGUUUCUACGGCCCGACAAACUUUGCUCCGAUCAUAAACCACGUAGCACGCUUCGCUGCCCAGGCACUCCAACAAGAGAAAGCAGCGCAGUACUUCACCCUCCUCAUUAUAACAGACGGUGUCAUCAGUGACAUGGACGAGACACGUCACGCCAUUGUACAGGCAUCUAAGCUACCCAUGUCCAUUAUUAUCAUCGGCGUGGGCAACGCAGACUUUGCUGCCAUGGAGUUCUUGGAUGGAGACGCCAGCGUUUUGAGGUCCAACACAGGAGAGGAGGCCGUGCGGGACAUCGUGCAGUUCGUCCCUUUCAGGGAUUUCCGUAACGCGCCAAAGGAGACCCUCACUAAGUCAGUCCUGGCCGAGCUGCCUCAGCAGGUCACCCAGUAUUUUAAACAGCGGAACCUACCACCCAUUAACCCGGCACCGGAGUGAGACCGCCGAAAGCCCUUUCCAGCACACAGAAUAUGAUGAUCAUGUGUAAAGGACCAUGCAUGUCUACAGUGAUGGCAGGUGUCUCCAAAUAAUAUGGAUAUAUAUGAAUAUGCAGGUAAACACACACCAUUUUUUUAGAGAAACGAAGAAUAUCUUGAUUUAUCAGGAUGUAGUUUUUUUUGCAUGUGUGUAUUGUGAUUGAUAUCAUGUGGUACAUACAACUCCUUGGUGUAAAGUCCCUCCUAAGCUGAAAUAUACCAGUGGUUGAAUCCCCCUCCCGUUGUCAUAUGGAGCCUUUUCAGGUAGCGGAUCAGAUGAAGGCUGUUUGCUUUUGUGCUCACAUGUGGCGGACUCACAGCUUGAGCCUGAACAGAGCACUGUUUCUUCAGCACUGCUCCGUCGUCAGGGUGGUGGUUUCAUUUUAAAAAUUUUGACCACCAGUCGUCCCCAAAAAUGACAGGUUUUAAUGCUCCACUAUGCUUAUUCGAUUCAAAAGGACGGAAGCAGAGCAGGACGAGGGCGUAAUGGCAGCUGUAGCACUAACACGGGAUAGAUACGGGAUAAUGUGUGAACUCAUUAGGAUGUUACAUAUGGGACCAUUUUGCUAGCUUUUGCAAAAUCCUUUGAUUUCUAAUGACUUCGGUUUAUCCUGCAUGUUGCUAAUAUCUACUCACUGUUUACAGACUGAUGCUGUUGAUCACAAACGCAUGAUUUUUUUUUUCUUCUCAAAUAAUGUAUUUAUCAGAUUUUGUAAAUAUUUUAGCGAUAUUCUGUUGAAAUGAGGAAGAAGCGUAACAUGACACAGAAAGUGCCAGAGAAGGCUGUUGGUGUCAGAGUUUUAAUGAAUGGAAGCAGAAGAGGAGUUCCUGAUAUGCAUAUAUAUCGAAUGUAUAUUUAUAUGACUGUUUAUGUUCUGAUAUGAUGUUUUUAAUGUACUUUUUAUGCAGUGCUCUCAAUUGUGUACUUCAAACUAUGUGUAUUGCUGUGCAUCUUUGUACUAAAUGUGUUGCUAUUGUUUUUAUAAAGUUGUGUCUAUGUCCACACUCAGGUUAAUAAACUGAAGGAAGUGU